This is a messenger RNA of Trichomycterus rosablanca, 3244 nucleotides long. Its product is annotated as ankyrin repeat domain-containing protein 31-like. The transcript is spliced from 9 exons. Gene Ontology annotation, molecular function: protein binding. Lineage: Eukaryota; Metazoa; Chordata; Actinopteri; Siluriformes; Trichomycteridae. The coding region runs from base 158 to 2656 and encodes 832 amino acids. The record is from RefSeq and is a predicted model, not a curated record.
AGUUGGUGAAACAAAGAGGAAAAAUGCCAACAGCGCAGACGAAACACUUCAAGUAAAUCAGACCAUACUUUCAGAUGCUAAUAAAAUUAAUCCAACUCAAGAGGACUCUGAUAAAGCAGUAAAGAGAGUCUCUGAAACCAAUCAUGAAACAGCUGUUAUGGAUGAGAGCAGUUCAAGAGUUGCAAGGAAAAAGAUAAGAAGAAUGACAAUAUCAAACAAUGAAAAUAACUUUUUAGAUUACUUGCUCAACUUUGAUCUUAGCAGCAUCUCUGCGGCAAACACUAAAAGUGGCACUAUAGCCAUUGCAGGAUCAAAUGACCUGACCUCUUCAAUUUACACAGAUGUUCAGAAGAUUUCCAUGUCAAGUUCCUCUGACUGUCAAACUGAGAUUUUUUAUGAUCAUACAUAUGCUACUACUGGAAGUUACUUGCAUGACGAAUGUAGUAUUUCUGUACAUACAUCCUCUCAAAAUGCAAUCAGUGGCUCGCAGACAGAUGGACACUCAUUACUUCGUGAGGAGUCUUUUGAACCGAAUGGAUUUCAGUCUCUACUUAUAAUCAAUGAUCAAGGACUCACCUGUAGUCCCAACCUCCAGGAAGAAUUAAACAUAAAGCAGUUAAAAACAACUGCUAGGAAAACUCAACUAGCCCAUUCAAGUAGUCAGAUGCCAGGUCAUUUAGUCCCAGCCAAGCCCAGUCUGUGUAAAGGCAAAAAAAACACAGCUGGCUUUGACAAUGACGUCACACUGGAUCAUGGCCUAAACAAGAAACACAAAAACAGAGAAAUACAAACAUUUUCUAAAAGAAAUAUUGUUUCUACUAAACAGUCAUUUGCAAACACAAAUUGUCAAAGCAACGUAACUGACAGACCCAUUAAACUAGUCCAGCAAAGACAAGAAAAUAAAGAGACACCUGAAAGCUUUAGCAUUCACACCAUUGUAUGCAAUGAGACUCUAAGUAAUAACAGAUCACUGUCAAGUUCAACUAAGAUUGCCCCAGCUGACCUGCCAGACAGAACUGUAUGCAAAGAGAAAGUAAGUAGCAUGAAAGUGCCAAAAAACAAAAUCAAUAGCAGUAGAAAAAACACUACAGAUUCUACUGUUCCUGAGGUUUCAUCGGCAUUAGCAAGUGCCAAGGAAGUGACUGCUCAUAAUGAAGACUCAGAUGCUAAAAGCUCCUUUGAUUCAGACUGCACCUUUAUUGAAGAACAUGAAAUGUCAGAACAGACUAACAUGGUUAGAGAGGACAUAACCAUUCUGGAACCAACACCAGUAAUCAGCAAUCAAGAUGGAAAAAAUCACAGCAAGCAGCCUGACUUGUAUAAGGCCGCUAAGGUGCAAAACCCAGAGAACUCAAGUAACUCAGUGGACACAGAGAGCUCUGUCAGCAUCAUAAAAAACUUGGCACAGAAGCCUAGUUUUACUUCUGCCUUCAGUAACAGUCAGUGUACAGAGAGUAUAAAACAAGAUGUCUUUCAGACAGCUGUGGAAUAUGAAGAGGAGGCACGUAUUAGUAAAUCCAUUCUGCACAAAAAGAAGCUACCCAAAUGGAACCACGACAAACAAACCAAAUAUGAGGGUAUAAAAGCAGCCCUAAGAUCAACUUUAAAGAUUAAUGACAAAGGCCUUCACAAAAGAAAUUUUUGUGGAGAGACUCUCCUGCAUAAGGCCUGCAAGAAAGGAGACCUGGCACAGGUCAAACGGCUUAUCACAGCUGGAAUUGACAUAAAUAUUUCAGACAAUGCAGGAUGGACAGCGCUGCAUGAGGCCUGUGCUAACGGUUAUGUAGAUGUGGUGGCAGAGCUGUUACAUGCAGGUGCAGAUGUUAAUGUCAGGGGGCUGGAGGGACUUACUCCUCUUCAUGAUGCCGUUUCUGCUGGUGAAUAUGAGGUUGUGAUGCUGCUACUUCAGUAUGGCUCAGAUCCUGGUGAUAAGAAUGCACUUGGACAGAGUGCACUGGACCUUGCAGAACACAAAAUAAUCAAAGAGUUGCUCCUGACUUUUAAAGGACCUAUUACAGUAGUUGACCAGCCAAGUGAAUCAUUUAUACAAAAUUCUGAAAUGCUUAACAGUCAACAGAUAAUGGAAGGCAGUCAAGCUGAUGGAGAACUGUCUGCCUCUUUAAGGAGUGAGGACAAGAGGAAAUGCCAUGGGGAUAUGACCUGUUCCUAUUCCCAACCAUCCCCACAUGGUUCAACACCAACCCCACCCAGUCUCUGUUUGCUCAAAGACUCUUUCCCUGCAUGCCCAAAUCAUGUCUCCACCUCAUCCUCGUGUGCCCCGGUACUGUCUCCACCCAGUACCUGUGUUCCCCAGUGCUAUACAAGCCCUGUGCCCUCAUGUCCUAACACCAUCUCAUUACAUGAAGGCAAUCUCACGUACAGAGAAGAGGAUAAGAGGAACACUGCAGAAAUCAGUGCUGGUUCUUUUCCAGUUAGCAACAGUAGACCCUGCAAUUUAUGCCAAAACACGACGCAAACACACGAACACACAGAGAUGCCGGUCUGGGAUUUUAGAAUACAUGAAGGGUCAUUAAGAAAUAAAACUGUUAUGAGCAUCCAAUCUAUACGACUGAUUAGUGAUGAAGAGUUCCUGCCUUGUUACAUUAUGGACAGAUACUGGAAUUUAUUCAUGCAGAAGGAUGAAUGGGCAUUUUAAAGCUCUUUUAGAUUAUAUGGGGCCCGGGAAGAUGCUCAUCAGAAUCACAUAAAGGUUCUUUCUUUACUUUAUGUAUUGUAUAUUUGUCAAGAACCAAAGCUGUGAGCAGAAAUUUGUCUUUUUAGUAUGUAGGUGACUUAGCUACUUAUUUGUUGUAGUAACAAGCUGAUGUUUUUAUGUUUUGGGCCAGCCAUCUUCUGCACUCUAUUACAAUCUGCAAGUGCCCCUGUUUAGAAUUUUGUUUGAUUGUUAAUUAAACUUAACUACAAAUAAUUUUGUUUUAUUUCUUAAUUAAAAAUUUGUUUUUUUUUAAGUUACUCCAGUAGUUAUGUAAUUACUUUAAAAUGUACCACAUUUUAUUUCGGUGUCCUAUAUUUAAAUGCUCAGUACAUUAGGGUAGCCUUUCUAAAGUUGCAACAGGAGAAGAGUUAAAACAGUAAAUACCUCCUUUGUGAAAUGAGCUUAAAUGUUUAUGUAUGCUGUACAUGUUCUUGAUUGUGUGUGUUUGAUACCUUGCAUUCAUUUUGGGAAUCUCCUUUAAACUAACUGGUGUAAAUAAUUGUAAUUCAGUAAAACAAUCUAAUGAUA